AGUACUGUGUUUUUAUACUUUUAUACUGUGUUCUCAGAAAUGCCGUGUUUUGCUGCUUACUAUGUGAACUGUAUCCCUCGCAGCUCUCCGACAGUUUGCUGCCGGGCUCCAUCAUGGUGAGGACCGCUGCUUUGCUCCUCCUGCUGGCAGCUGCUGCCAACCUUCAGAUGUCUGCAGCUGCCUCAGACUUCACAGACUGUCCCAUCAGCUAUUAUGGAAAAGAGUACACGUCACUGGAGGUGAUUUUAACGGUCGAAUCAGGUUCCAUUUGCUUUCGAGAAAACCAGGCUGCCACACAUGACUGCAUUGAUGUGGGCUACGUGUCCAAUGUCGACGAUUAUUCGGUGACUUUAAACCAAGGUCACAAAGAUCUUACGCCCCAUCUGGCAUCCAUCACAGACACAUCAACUUGCAGCGUUACCAUCGCAUUUAAGGACGGGCCAACCUCGAUCGCUUGGGUGAAACUCUACCGUGCGGAGUCCAAAGCAGCAUUGUCAAUCUCAUACAACAGUGAUGCAGACCAUGAAGGGGCUCCUUCAUCUCUUUAUGUAAAAACAAUAAAUGGAAAAUCCAUAGCCCUGUCUCAGGGGGACCUUGAUGGGAAAGAGCACUACUUGGAUAUAAGUGGAUGCAGAAGCAGUGGUUACACUGUCGCAGCUGGUUCUGAAAAAAAGGUUUCAUCAACCUGCACCACAAUAUCCUGCAGUGAGCAUCUAGUCGCCGCAGAAACAGGAUGUGACAGCGGCAUGAUAUGUAUGCUGGGCACCUGUGUACCUGAAAAUCCUGGAUUCGCUGCACCUGGAGGAGGAGACGCUGAUGAUAUUGCAAACACCGUGGUGUGCACAGUGACUGGCUCCAGCGUCAUCAAUUUCUUCAACACCAAACAGGAUAUCCCGGACCGCUGUGCGUACACGCUGCUGAAGCCUCUGAGUGGCUCCGAUUUUGAGUUGGUGGCCGUUUUCAAGGAGCGCCGCCGCAAAGACGUGACACUUUUGGACCACUUGAUAAUAAGCUACAGUGGCAAAAAAAUAUAUUUGGGACAAGGUGUAAGAGCUCAGGUCGAUGACACAGAUCUCCAGCUCAGCGAUCAGUUUGAGACGCAUCAUAAUGUGGAGCUCCGCAAGGACAGCAGUGGAGUCACCGCCAAGAUCCCGUCCACCGGCAUGAAAGUGGUCUUUGAUGGCAACACAGCGCACCUGUCAGGACUCGAUAAUGAGGCCGUUCAGGGCUUGUGUGGCACCCCCACUCUGCCAUCUGCGACGACCAGCCCGAGCAAUGAGAAAUCCUCUGACAGCGAGACCGG
This is a messenger RNA of Plectropomus leopardus (leopard coralgrouper), 1303 nucleotides long. The record is from RefSeq and is a predicted model, not a curated record. NCBI's taxonomy places the organism in Eukaryota, Metazoa, Chordata, Actinopteri, Perciformes, Serranidae.